Molecule: messenger RNA, 621 nt
Organism: Drosophila innubila
Lineage: Eukaryota; Metazoa; Arthropoda; Insecta; Diptera; Drosophilidae
Product: cuticle protein 16.5
Exons: 2
Coding region: 1-621 (206 amino acids)
Source: RefSeq, a predicted model, not a curated record
AUGUGGAAAAUUCUUGCUCUUCUGUUACUCAGCUGCUGCUCAACCACAUUUGCCGGCUUUUUACAUGCUGCACCACCAGCUCCCGUUGCCGUUGAGGCCGUUUACAGUGCACCACAUGCUCUGACUUAUGCUGCUGCAGCACCACCUGCACCACACUUUGUUAAAUACGCUGCACAACCCACCGCUCAUCAUAUUGGCUACUCAGCUCCUGUUGCUGCGCCUGGUAUUAAGUAUACGCUGGGUGCUCCCGUAACCACAACAACAACUACAUAUACCGGCUUUGCUGCAGCCGCACCACCCGCUGUACACUAUGCGGCUGCACCACCGGGUGUACACUAUGCUGCAGCACCACCGGCUGUACACUACGCUGCACCACCCGCUCCAACAGCCGUACACUACGCUGCCCCACAGCAUGCCACUGUACACUAUGCCGCACCACCGCCAGCCACAUUUGUAGCCAGAUUUGCAGCACCACCGCCUUACCCGUAUCAUCUGGCUGCACCACAGCCUUCAUAUGCCAAAUUUGCAGUUCAUGCUGCACCUCCAAUUGCCACCUACGCAGCACCCGUUGCACCACCCGUUGCAGCUGAGCUGCCUCUGCCCUGCGACAGCAGCUGGUGA